This is a messenger RNA of Scophthalmus maximus (turbot), 2385 nucleotides long. RefSeq names its product G protein-coupled receptor 185 b (gene gpr185b). Gene Ontology annotation, molecular function: G protein-coupled receptor activity. The coding region runs from base 382 to 1455 and encodes 357 amino acids. NCBI's taxonomy places the organism in Eukaryota, Metazoa, Chordata, Actinopteri, Pleuronectiformes, Scophthalmidae. Gene Ontology annotation, cellular component: membrane. The record is from RefSeq and is a predicted model, not a curated record. The transcript has 2 exons. Gene Ontology annotation, biological process: G protein-coupled receptor signaling pathway.
AAUUCCUUCUCCGCACUCCGUGAUUCACACACCGGGGCCGUGGUGACGACGGCAACCGGAGGGAGGGGAGACUUCUGACGUCAGACAGGGAAGAAACGACGCGCGCGGCCAAUGAGGGGCUGAGGAUGUACAGCGUGAGGACGGGGAGCUGCCGACAGACGGCUAAUAACCAUGCCAACCGAGGGAUGUAGUGCGUGCGCGCGCCGCUGACAGAGAGAGAGAGAGAGAGAGAGAGAGAGAGAAAAAAGAGAGGGGAGAGGAGGGGGGAGGGAGACCCGAAGAGAAGAAAAUACACCAGAAGAUAAAUUCACUUAUAAAGUGUCUGAGAGCGGACGAAACGGUUUCCUGCAGGAGGGAAGAGGAAGAAGACACGGAGCUGCCAUGAUUCUCUCUCUGGCCGCAGUGACAGCCAUGAGUAGCGGCGGCGGCGGUGGCGGCCUCAACUCGUCCUCGCCCCUCGACCCGUUCGACUCGUCCACCUCCUGGACUCUGGCCGAGGACCCGUCCAACUCCUCCUCUGAGCCCGUAUUGCGAACUCUGACCCCCGACCUCCAGCCGGCGAGCACCGCGGUCGGCGUACAGGAAGUCAGCCCCUGGGACGUUGCGCUCUGCGUGACCGGGACGCUCAUCUCCUGCGAGAACGCGCUGGUGAUCGCCGUGCUCUUCUACACGCCCACGCUCCGGGCACCGAUGUUCAUCCUGAUAGGGUCGCUGGCGGUGGCGGACCUCCUGGCGGGCUUGGGCCUCAUCCUGAACUUUGUCUUCACCUACCUGGUAGACAACUCGGUUGAGUUUGUGACGCUGUUGUCAGUGGCGAUGCUCAUCUCCGCCUUCUCGGCGUCCGUCCUUAACAUCCUCGCCAUCACGGUGGACCGAUACUUGUCCCUCUACAACGCCCUGACCUAUCACACGGAGCGGACGGUCACCUUCACCUACAUGAUGGUGGUUUUCAUCUGGGUGUUGAGCCUCACGCUCGGCGUGCUGCCGGCGCUCGGCUGGAACUGCCUGCGGGACGAGUCCACGUGCAGCAUCUGUCGGCCCGUCACCAAAAUCAACGCAGUGGCGCUCGCCGUCACCUUCCUCCUGGUCUUCGCCCUGAUGAUGCAGCUCUACCUUCAGAUUUGCAAGAUUGCCUUUCGCCACGCGCAGCAGAUCGCCGUGCAGCACCAGUUCUUGGCCAUCUCCACCACCAAGGGCGUCUCCACGCUGUCGGCCAUCUUGUGUGCCUUCGGGGCUUGCUGGCUGCCGUUCGCCAUGUACUCCAUCGUGGCAGACUCCAGCUACCCCAUAAUAUACACCUACGCCACGGUGCUGCCCGCCACCUGCUGCUCCGCGAUCAACCCCAUCAUCUACGCGUUUCGAAACCCCGACAUCCAGAAGUCGCUGUGGCUGGCGUGCUGCGGGUGCGUCCCGUCCAACCUCUCCCUCAGACCCAGGACCUCCAGCGACGUGUAGCAGGUGAAGGUCGGUUUCUGUUUGGCACGAAGCUGAGACGCCGAGUCAGGGUUGUGCGAGGGGAAACGAGAUCGAGGGGGGAGGAAGGUUGAAGGUUACGGCUGAGGAAAAAAAGAUUUCCUCCCCCCCCCCCCUCACAUCAGGGCUGAUGGCGGUCGCACGUCUGGCCACAGUACAAGUGGCGGUGGCACAAGGAGAAGGAAGCGACAGCGCUCGGUCAGGAAGAAGAGAAGAAGAGCGAGCAGAGAUCUCGAGCGUGAAACCAACUGCAAAAGAAGGACUCAGGUUUUUUGUCCUGGUGGCGGCGGCGGGAGCUGCAGCUGCCGAGCAAACUUCUCACAGGGUAGCAAACACGAGAAGGAACUAAAGUUCGUAAUCCUCCCCGGCACCGGAGCUCGGGCAAAACACCGCAUGGUUAUGCAAUCUGAGGUGAAGUCGUCUUAAAAUACUGUUUGUGUGUGAUUUUUUUUUUUUUUUUUUAAAUGAAGUGGAUUAAAAAAAACUACAAUGAGCUAAAUGAACGACCUUGAGUAUCCUCAGACAGCGGACAGGAAGGAGAUAUUUCCUCCUGUGAAAAACGUCCACGUUCUCGUUGACCUGAUGCAGAUUACGUUCAUGGUCAGCUUUACGUGUUUAUACUGCAACUGGAACGGUUAUUAAAGAUCAUAGUCGUCCGACGGGAAGACGCUGGGGAAUAAUUCACUUGUCCUGACGCAGAUCUGCUAGUCGCGGGGGGGGGGGAAACGCGGAGAGGAGAUUUUCCAUCUCUGGGCCGGCGUGCGUCGUUGCCCUGUUGUGAUGAAAUCAGAUCUGCUCGCACAAACGGGUUUCUCAGCGAGCCGCUGCCGCCGUGACUGUGAGGCGGAGAGAGAGAGCGAGCUGAAUUCAGCACCAAGGACAGCGCCACUGCAGAGCGCCGCUACCCUGGGA